UGGGCCGAAGCAGAUACGGUAGUGUUUGUUUACGAAGAAGUUUAUUUGGGCUUCACCGAACUAGAUCCAUUGUAGGAGGAAACUGAGUAAUCUUUGUCGACAUUUCAUUAGAGCUUCCUUUAUAGGGUUUUGAGCAAGCUGUUUUGUUCUUCACCUUCUUCAUCUUCUUCACUGUGAAAAAACGAUGCAAUUUCUGAAUCGAAUCAUACGGUAUCAUCCUUCAACUUACUCUACUAAUAGUGCAAUUAUUUUAUCAAAUCAUCUAUUCUCAGAAUCAACGCCAUUUUCGUCUUCAAGUUUCAAGCUAUUUCGAAAUUCUAGGGUUUUCUCGAAUGAAUCUGGAAAUGAAUGGGAUAAAAAUCACAAUAUAGAUGAUAAAUUUGAGUGGAAUGAUAGUUCAUCUUCAUCGUGGUCUACUGGAUUAACGAAAGAUCACUUCGACGGAGAAGCUGUAGGUCGUCAGAUUUCUCCAAUAUCGGCAUCGCAACCGCGAGAAGUAUCAGGAGCUUCGGUUUCUAAUGGUGAUCCAUUGGAGAAAUCUCUGAAGAAACAAAUGGUGGAAUUACAGCGAUUGGCGAGGCGAGAGGCGAGGAGAGAAGGCGUAGAAGGAUUCGGAGAAGAGUUUGCUGAGAAGGCAAGGGAGAUGAGUAGGUUGAUGAAGCAAAUUAAUGAGCCUGGUGCUAGAGGUUCAUAUUUGAAGGAUUCGGAGAAGAUUGAAAUGUAUAGAUUGCAUAAGGAGAAUCCUGAGGUUUAUACUGUGGAGAGGUUAGCUAAGGAUUUUAGGAUUAUGAGGCAAAGAGUUGCGGCUAUUCUUUGGCUUAAGGAGCUUGAGGAAGAAGAGGAGAAAAAGCUUGGUGAGCCUUUGGACGAUUCGAUCGAGCUUUUGAUUGAUAGUUUCCCUGAAUUCUUUAUUUCCCAUGAUAGGGAGUUUCAUGUAGCUUCACUUCCAUACAAACCUGAUUUUAAAGUCAUGCCUGAGGGCUGGGAUGGCACCACUAGGGAUCCGGAUGAAGUACAUUAUGAGAUAUCAAAGAAGGAAGACGAUAUGUUGUACGAAGAGUUCCUUCAAAGGUUUAACUUCAACAAGAUGAAAUUCAAGGGGAAGGUUCAAGUGCACAGAUAUACUAGGAGGCGUCCUUCAGAUGGUUGGAGUUUAACAGUGGAGAAGUUAGGACCUCGGGGAAAGCGUGGAGGAAGUGGAGGAUGGAAAUUUGUGAGUGAACCAGAUGGAUCAACACGUCCAUUGAAUGAAACGGAGAAGAUGUAUGUCAAGAGAGAAACUCCUCGUCGACGACGAAAGAUUCUCCCGUAAGAAGCAGAGAUGAUGUUUUCAACCAGUUGCAAUAAUUUAGGCAGGAAUUUGUUUUUUUGAAUUCACUUGUAUGAUAGAGCUUAUACCUUUGCUCCUAAAUUGUAUUAUCACAAAUCAGCAAAUUUUGUACCCCUGGAUCUGGUGUUGAGAAUGGGAGACAAUUCCUACAGCUUUAAAAACUAAGGCGUUGUUGACAUACGGGCGAAUAAAAUGAUCCACUUGGGUUAUUUUGUUAAAUCACUUGUUAAAAUCUAUUUUCUCAUAUAGUUUUUAACUAGUAAUUUGACUAAAACACCCUUGUGGCGGAUCAUCCUGUCCAGUCCUGGGAUCGAAUUAUGUUUCCUGGAGCCAACGUCUCGCCAGGCCAGCCAGGGAAUACUUGCUCCUAAUGUAGACAAGGAGCAAAAGGCUGAAUAUUGUAGAAGGUUUUCAAGUUUGUAGGUUUUUGCGUAUUUGGUAAAACACCCUAGUGAUUUUGUUAGGCAUAUUGCUCUUCUUGUCACACCAGUUGGCAACUUAAUCAUGUAUGCAGUAUGAUGAUAAUCUUUCUAUUUUGAGUAA
Beta vulgaris subsp. vulgaris (sugar beet) is the source of this 1873-nucleotide messenger RNA. RefSeq lists its product as hypothetical. Lineage: Eukaryota; Viridiplantae; Streptophyta; Magnoliopsida; Caryophyllales; Amaranthaceae. The transcript is spliced from 3 exons. The coding region runs from base 185 to 1312 and encodes 375 amino acids. The record is from RefSeq and is a predicted model, not a curated record.